This is a messenger RNA of Megalopta genalis, 1044 nucleotides long. It is a transcript of the gene Pym, whose product is annotated as partner of Y14 and mago. NCBI's taxonomy places the organism in Eukaryota, Metazoa, Arthropoda, Insecta, Hymenoptera, Halictidae. Gene Ontology annotation, cellular component: exon-exon junction complex; cytoplasm. Gene Ontology annotation, molecular function: RNA binding. Gene Ontology annotation, biological process: exon-exon junction complex disassembly. The record is from RefSeq and is a predicted model, not a curated record.
UUGAUCAUACGAAAGGUUGAGGUCCUCGUGAUCGCAAAAUGGCACGCGGAUAGUAAAAAUUAUCAAGAAAUAUAAUAAAAAAAUAUUCACGGCGAACGAUCGUAUCGAAUAACGAUGGCGUCGGCUUACGUUAAAAAUGAGCAAGGUGGAACGUUCAUCCCUGCCAGUCAACGUCCAGAUGGUACUUGGCGCAAGCCACGACGUGUGAAAGAUGGCUAUAUUCCACAAGAAGAAGUUCCAUUAUAUGAAAGCAAAGGAAAGCAAAUAAAAAAUAAACCCUUAUACCCAGUAGGUGCAAGCCCAGAAUUCAUAGCUGAGCACAAAGCUAAGAAAGAAAUGCUGCUGGCAGCCAAGGCAAAGACAAUUCCUGGUGCUGCGGCGAAAACAGAAACUAAGAAGAAGAAGAAAAAGAAUAAAAAUAAAACUGCUGAACACAUAACGGAAGAAUUGGCUAAAACCACGAUCACUGAGCCAGAACAGAAGAAAGAACUGCACCAAAACAACAAACAGACCAAUGCUAAACCAUUACCAAAUAAUCAAAUCUCAACACCGAAACCAAAUGUUACUAAUCAAUCUGAGACUGCAAUACCGGACCCACAGAAAAGACUAAAAAAUUUAAGGAAGAAGAUCAGAGAAAUUGAAACAUUAGAAGAGAAGAUUAAGAUAGGUUUACUGAAAAAUCUGGAAAAAGAAAUACUUGAUAAGUUAGCGAGGAAAGCCGAAAUUUCGAAAGAGAUUAAACGAUUAGAGGCAAGUCAAUAGAAGGAAAAUGUUGAUAAAUCUGUUUACACACUCUCAUGGUUCAUCACUCUUUGUAGUUGUACCCAAACAAAUGUGUAUUUCUUAAAAUUUAAAACAAUUUUACUACAGAUUUACGUAACGUCGUACUUUCAUCCUCUUUAUACAGUAAAUAAAUAGCAAUAAAGAAAAAUGUACAUUUCUAUAAAAAGAUUCAAAUCGGAUACUAAUGAAUUUAGUACACUAUUAUGUCACUGUGUGAAAGACCAAUCGAUCAGAUUUUAAUAAAAAUAAAUUGUUUUCGCA